ACAGAUGUUGGAUGCUGAGCUGUGGCAGCAGUCGUUGGGCUGAAAACUUUGCAACCGUUUUAGUCGACUGAAAAUAAGCUCACAUUCCAGUCUACCAGCUGCCUGCUUUAAGCGUAACCGGACCAGUGACUACUAAGAAGAUGCAGAUAUAACAAAGCUUGUUCUCUUGGUUUUGCAAGAUCUGAACACUCCCAAGGCAGAAAUGAUUGACCAAAUAUCAUCUUACUGGACAUCCCUGGUCACACCCCUGAUUUUUGUUCUGCUUCUGCAGCCAUCACUGACACAGCUCUCAAUUGUCAAACAGCCAAACAUUGUUCUGUUGAUGGCUGAUGACCUUGGCAUAGGGGAUGUAGGCUGCUAUGGGAAUGACACUAUCAGGACCCCAAACAUUGAUCGCCUGGCAAAGGAAGGAGUGAAACUGACCCAGCACAUCGCUGCAGCUCCACUUUGCACUCCCAGCAGAGCAGCUUUCCUCACUGGCAGAUAUCCCCUCCGAUCAGGGAUGGAUGCUGUAAACAAUUACCGUGUUCUUUUUUGGAAUGGGUGCUCAGGAGGUCUUCCUCCAAACGAAACCACUUUUGCCAAAAUACUGCAGCAGCAAGGCUACAGCACAGGACUGAUAGGGAAGUGGCAUCAAGGUGUUAACUGUGACUCCCGUGAUGACCAUUGUCAUCACCCUUUAAAUCACGGGUUUGACUAUUUUUAUGGGAUGCCUUUUACACUCAUCAGUGACUGCCAGCCAACAGAAGCCCCAGAGAUGGACAGAGCCUUUAGAAAGCGACUCUGGCUUUAUACUCAGAUGAUUUGCCUCAUUACACUCACUGCUGUCUUGGGAAGACUGACUGGCUUGAUUUCAGUCCGCUGGAAAACACUGACCUGCCUUGCUGGGUUUAGUCUCCUGUUCUUCAUAUCCUGGUUCUCAAGUUAUGGGUUUGUGAGAUACUGGAACUGCAUUAUGAUGAGAAACCAUGAAGUUACUGAGCAGCCAAUGGUGACAGACAGGGCUACAUCUCGUAUCUUGAGAGAGUCUAUUUCAUUUAUUGAAAGAAAUAAGCACAAGCCAUUCCUCCUCUUUCUUUCCUUUUUGCAUUCCCACACCCCUCUUCUAACCACAAAGAAGUUUCUUGGGAGAAGCAGCCAUGGCUUGUAUGGAGACAAUGUGGAGGAAAUGGACUGGAUGGUGGGCCAGGUUCUAAAUGCUAUUGACAAGGAAGGCUUAAAAAAUACUACACUAGUUUACUUUGCAUCUGAUCAUGGUGGAUGGCUGGAAAGACAAGAAGGCAAAAGGCAGUUGGGUGGCUGGAAUGGAAUAUACAAAGGUGGAAAAGGCAUGGGAGGCUGGGAAGGAGGAAUCCGUGUCCCAGGGAUAUUUAGAUGGCCAGGAGUGUUACCUGAAGGCAUAGUUAUUGAUGAACCUACAAGCCUUAUGGACAUAUAUCCUACAGUAGUUCAUCUGGCUGGAGGGGUACUACCCCAGGACAGGGUAAUUGAUGGCCGGGAUCUGAUGCCUUUACUGCAAGGAACAGUUGAGCACUCAGAGCACGAGUUCCUGUUUCACUACUGUGGCAUUCACUUGCACGCUGUGCGGUGGCACCAGAAGGACAGUGGAGCCAUCUGGAAAGCUCAUUAUGUCACCCCUGUCUUUCAACCCCCUGGGGCUGGGGCUUGUUAUGAUAGAGGAGUUUGCCCAUGUUUUGGGGAAGGUGUGACCCAUCAUGACCCUCCAUUGCUGUUUGAUCUCUCGCAAGACCCUUCGGAAGCCAAACCUCUGUCGGCUGACACCGAGCCCCGCUUUGACAUGGUGAUAAGGAAGAUUGGAAGAGCCAUAGAAGAGCAUCGCAGGACACUGGCCCCUGUCCCAGAGCAGCUCUCCUUCUACAAUGUGGUGUGGAAGCCGUGGCUGCAGCCAUGCUGUGGGACGUUCCCAUUCUGUUGGUGUGAUAAAGAAAGUGAUAACCAACUUGCAAACCUAUGAAGGAAAGAACCAAAGUUACUUCCUCAAAAGGUUUUUUUAGAUCAAGAGUGUUUUCUUAGAGGUUGUUGAGUUGUGUGUUGAUUGAUUUGAUUGAAUGGGGCCUUUAUAUAAGGAUUGGUGCAAUGAAAAAGUUGGCUUUAGGCUGCACACUCUUAGGGGGCAAGCAAGACAUGAUCUGAAGAGCAUGUUUUAACUUGCAUCUGUUGACUACUGCAGGAAUGGUUCAAAUGCACUGUAGCAGGUCAAGAUUAGAGCUAUACAAGAAAUGAUACAACUUAUGUUUUGUUAUUUAUGAACAUACAAAAAUCUUACUUUGUAUUUUUUGUUUUGAAUUUCUAAGUAACUAAUGGACAGAGGUCUCGCUUAAUUUUGUUACCCUUACAGGUGAUGCCUGAAGUGCCAGUAGAAAUUAUUUUUGUAUGCUACUGUCUCCAGAAUAAUUCCAAAGCAAAUUUGCUCACAGAGAAAAGCUUUUUCCUUUCCAAAGCUUCCAUUGCAUUCAGCUGCCUAAGCAGCACUGGCAAAGACAUGGUGGUCACUGAUAGUCACAGAAGUGUCACACUGAUAAACAGUUCUGUCAUCUGGCCACAGGACUGUACGAGUUACCUUCCUGCCAAUAUCUCGGUCAUAACUGGUUCCUGCUAACAAGUAGUAGGUUCAGAAAAGGCUCUUUGAAAGAUGUCCAAUCCUAAUUACAAAAACAAACUAACUCUAAUUUACUAUUAUAAAAAGGAAUGCAGAAUUAAGGUAUAUUUUGCUUCACAAGUUAGAUUUUCGUCCCACUAAACCAGAUUCACUUAGAUCUAUCUCCUUUUCUGCUGUAAUUUCAUUUUUUUCCUUCUUUGUUUUAAAAAAGAUGUUCCUAUUAAAGUGGUCUUGCAGAUACUGGAUUUUGUUAUAGGGUACAAUAUAUAUCUGUUCACACAGACAAGUGUAUGCUGAUAUAUAUUUUAUAUAUAUAUAUAUAUAUAAUGCAUUUCACAGACUUCUAGCAUUCACUCAGAUGCUCCACCAGUGCUACUGAUGAGAAAGACAUUCAGUCUUACUGUGAAGAUUUCAAAAGAUGAAGUGAAUCCAUCAAUUCACCUA
Molecule: messenger RNA, 3064 nt
Organism: Apus apus (common swift)
Lineage: Eukaryota; Metazoa; Chordata; Aves; Apodiformes; Apodidae
Product: arylsulfatase D-like
Exons: 11
Coding region: 203-1975 (590 amino acids)
Molecular function (GO): arylsulfatase activity
Source: RefSeq, a predicted model, not a curated record